Alexandromys fortis (reed vole) is the source of this 8559-nucleotide messenger RNA. RefSeq names its product NSE2 (MMS21) homolog, SMC5-SMC6 complex SUMO ligase (gene Nsmce2). Gene Ontology annotation, biological process: protein ubiquitination; protein sumoylation; double-strand break repair via homologous recombination. NCBI's taxonomy places the organism in Eukaryota, Metazoa, Chordata, Mammalia, Rodentia, Cricetidae. Gene Ontology annotation, cellular component: Smc5-Smc6 complex; nucleus. Bases 141 to 788 code for a protein of 215 amino acids. The record is from RefSeq and is a predicted model, not a curated record. Gene Ontology annotation, molecular function: SUMO ligase activity; ubiquitin-protein transferase activity; zinc ion binding. The transcript has 7 exons.
CACUCGCGGGCGCAGACUGAUGACGCAGAGCGCGCGCGGGGCGUUUCAGCCACUGGAGUAGUGGGCUGAGGAAAGGUUUUGGAGUCUGGCCUUGCGACGAUCAGGUAGAUGCAACUGAGCUGCCAGGUAACAAUUUCAAGAUGCCAGGGCGUUCCAGUACAAAUUCAGGUUCCACUCGUUACAUAUCCUUCAGUGGUGUGGAGUCCGCUCUCUCCUCCUUAAAAAACUUCCAAGCCUGCAUCAGCUCUGCAAUGGACACAGUUUCUAGUGUUGCCCUGGACCUUGUGGAGACUCAGACUGAAGUGAGCAGUGAAUACAGUAUGGAUAGGGCCAUGGUUGAAUUUGCUAAAAUGGAUCGAGAGCUAAACCAUUAUGUUAAGGCUCUCCAGUCUACGAUAAAUCACGUAAAAGAAGAACGUCCAGAAAAAGUGCCAGAUUUAAAAUUACUAGUGGAGAAGAAAUUUUUGGCUUUGCAGGAUAAGAAUUCUGAUGCUGACUUUAAAGACAAUGAAAAGUUUGUGCAGUAUAAGCAGCAGCUGAGGGAGCUGAAGAAGCAAUACGGUCUGCAUGCAGACAGAGAGAAUGGCUGCACAGAAGGAAUUGAUGAAGAUAUGAUUGUGACCCAGAGCCAGACCAAUCUCAUCUGCCCCAUAACACAGCUGGAAAUGAAGAAGCCAGUGAAAAAUAAAGUGUGCGGUCACACCUACGAAGAGGAAGCCAUUGUUCGCAUGAUCGAGUCCAAGCACAAGAGGAAGAAGAAGGCCUGGACCACGGCCCUGUGCCUGUGACGAGAGUCCUCAGUGGGCCACACUGGAGCUGACUGGUUUUGGCAUCUCCUGAGCUCUUAUCGCAGGAAUGGAAUGGCAGGUGUGACCGUUCUCAGGCUCUGAUAGCAGGUCCCUUUGAUGUGUGCUUUGCUUCUGCAUCAUCCAGACCAAGAAUCGGAAUUCCCCUCCCCUCCCCAUGUGGGUGUGGGCUGAGAAAUAGCUCCUAGAGACUGGAGAAGCUCCUUGGCCAUUCAGUCAAGUAAUUUACAGGAUUUAUUCUAGAAGAAAAGUUGUUUUGCAGCCUAAUGGCUGCCUAACGUAGACCAUUAGUUCAUCUCUAUCUAGCUGUUUUGCAUUUCCGCCUCACAGUCCAAAUGUGGAAUUUCCCUAAUGACCUUGACAUUUUCCAUUUGAGCGUAAUUUUGUUACUGGACUUCCAAGCCUUCCCUUUCCACUAAUUUCUUCCUGGUGUUCCUUCUCACAAGCCAGGAAGGGUCACUGUGCCCACUACGAAUGCCUCCUAGCUCGCCAUCUUUUCCCUUCUGAUCAUGUGUGAUGCUCUCCUCAUGUUGGGGGUGGAAAGGGCCGGAGACUACAAGGCAUGGUUCCAUUUCCCACCAGCAGUCUCAGGGCCGGCGGCAGAACAUUCCCACACGUCAGUGGCCCUUCCAAGUAUCCACUCCGACUUUCCAGCGCCCUUUGCCUGUUCUGAAUUGCUCACAGUACUUGCAAGCACUUAGCACUUGUCAUCCAGAGAUGCCUUCUUUGCACGUCACGCUUCCAUGGUUAGGGUGGCAGAUACCGUACCACAAGGUUUUGUAGUCUAAUAGUCACCAUUAAGUUCAAGUGGAAGAAGGCUAGAGGUUUAUAAUGAUGACGUUCUUACCAGGCCUGAUGCCAGGGAACGGUGAGGGAGUGCUUGUAGGCCAGUCCUCCUAAUGUUUUUCCAUUGGUCACCCCUUUUUACUAGGUCAGAUGUUCCCCCUUUUCUCCUUUCCAUGUGUAUAUGUGUGUGAUGUGUUUGCAUGUACGUGUAUUCACAUGUAUGGGUGUACAUGUGGAGGGGUAUGCAUGUACAUUAUGUGCACAUACAUGUAGAGGCCCAGUGUUGCUUUCAGGGAUCUUCCUUGGUUUCUCUUCCACCUUCCUCUUAGAGGUAGGGUCUCUGAAACCCCAAGCUUGCAGAUACAGGUUGGUCUUACUAGCCAGAGUGCCCCCCUGGAGAUCCCUGUCCCUCUUUCUGAGUUUGGAAUUAUAGGCAUGGCACCAUGGGCUCCAGGGAUCUGCCCUCUGGUCCUCCUAUUUGCACAGCAAGUGAUCUAACCACUGAGCCAUUCCACCAGCCCACUCAGCCCUGACUAUAUAGAUAUAUAAAGUACACAAAUUAAACAUUUGCUAACAAUAAAUUAUAAACAAACUUAUCCUAAAAGAGCUCUGCAAUCUGUAAUAUAUAUAUAUAUAUAUAUUACAUUUAUUAAAGGUAAAAGCAAAUCUAUAUACUAAUGAGAUAGAUGUGUCUGAGUUUACAUAAAGAUAAAUAUUGACUGAAUAGUUGAUACUGCAGAAUAGAGUAUGUUUUUCAGCUGAUUAGAACCUUUGAGUUUCUAAUUGUCAAUGCUGAGAACACCAUAAAUACAUAGUACAAAAAUUGGUGGAACUAUGUUUACAGCCAUUUUAGAAACUGUUGGAAAUUUUGUUCUAAUUCCAAGCCAAAAUUCAUUUUACAAUUUUUUAUGAAAUCUAAUUCAGUAACUCACCACAGUUUGUAAAAUCAAACAUUCUACUACAUUACAAUGCAAAGAUACAGUGAUCUACUCCAGUCUGUGGAAUAGUCGUAGGAAAAUACUGUCUUUUCUGCUGUUAAAUCGUUGUUUCUAUAAGAGCAGAAAACAUGUACAGAAAAGAAAAAAACACAGCAAUUUGUAAGACACAGUUGUCUCGAAUCUGAGCUGAGGUUUUCCUUGGCGCUGUGUGGUGUGACAGGAAUCACGGCAGAGUGCACUCAAGUGUUCAGAACCAAAGCUACGAUGACGCUGUGUGGCGCAGCGUGGAUGUGCAUGCGCAGCAGAGAGAUGGCCCCGCAGUUAAAGCACUAGCCGCUCUUCCACAGGACCCGAGUUCAGUUCUCACACCCACCUGAAGCUCUAGCUCUCAGUGGUCCCACAUCCUCUUCUGGCUUUUGUACCAGCAUGGCCAUGGUGCAACAGACAUACCUGCAGGCAAACCUUAUAGACAUAGAAAAUAGCAAAAUAAUUUUUAACUGUCUUGUUUGGGUUUUUGUUUGAUUCUCCUUUUUUGUUUCUGGUUUGGUUUGGUUUUAGUUUUUGAGACAGUCUCCCUAUGUAGCCCUGGCUGUCCUAGAACUCACUGUGUAGUCCACACUGGCCUUGAACUCCCAGCAAUCCACCUGCCCCUGCCGAUUGAGCACUUGGAUUAAAGGCAUAUGCCUCCACACCCAUCAAAAGCUAGGUCCUUAACAAGAGCCUCACCGCAUCUGGCCAGCUUUCCCUAGGUGGGCAGUUCAUGUGAUGGUGGUUACUGUUGGUGGCGGGGAAAUGGAGUGAGUCCAUAGAUGAUAGAGCAGCAGAUAGGCCGGAGAUCUAUGACAGAGGCCAAGAACGUCAGCUUCAUUGUUUUCCUCCUCUGUAAAUGGACAGUAGUCAGUGUAGCUUUCUCAUCGGUGCAUUUGAAACUUGAAUAAGAUAUUUGUAAAGUAGCUAAAGCACCAAGCACACACACAGUGAGGCUCGGUAACCGUGCCCCUUAAUCAUCGUCUCCAAGCUUUGGCUAGCAUUCACUAGCGCCUGCCAGCCUUACCCCAUAGGCACAGGAGACCUUGUUAAAAAAAAGGGGGGGGGGCAUUAAGAGGAGCCAUCCUGGAGUUGAGGAAGUUACCCCAGAAGCAGUGCAGGGGACAGGCCUGUGCUGCUGCCCCUUCACGGGCUCUCUCACAGAGGAGGAGCACAUACCUGGGGUGUGCAGCGCCCCUGACGAAUGUGGCAGCGGACUGAAAGUGGGGGAGCAGAAAGAGGGGGUGAUGGUUGCCGUUUCUGUUGAGUGUCCAGACUCAGCUGCUAGCUGCCGCUGGUCUAGAGAGAUAGAGAAGAAAGAAACUGUCUAGAAGGACUUCUUAGGGGCCAAGUUCAGGCCAUCCAAGUCUGAGAUCACAGCGGUACAGCUACUUAAACAAAUCAGAGGCACAGGCAUGUGAGCUCUGUCCUGAGAAGGUGACUGAGGUGGCCAUAACAGUUAUGUGGCUCUGAGUAUAAAGGCGGGGCAACUGUCACUGUUUGCGACACAGCUCUGGAGAGGCAAGCUAGACAGAGCCCUGGCCUGGAAAGAGGUCUCACCAUGGCCCCUCAGCACCCGGCUUAGAUCCUGCAGUCAGCUCCAAACAGUUUCUUGUUCAUCAGUUACAGCGCCAGAGGUAGAAGCCCCUGUGGGAAGCAGCCUAAACCACACCCAAGUUGAGAGGUGCUACAGUCCCAGGAACCAGUGUCAAAUGCGGGGCACACGUGGCGUCUGUACACAGCUUGCUCCCAUAGGUUUCUGAUUCAGCACGCAGUGUUGCCAUUUCCCAUGAAGCGGUAUUUAAGAAAUGUCUGCGACAUAUCCUGUUGGAGAACUCUUUCUCCUGUUCCAAUUAUGUUACGUUACUGGAGUCCCGGGCACACUGUGUUACUGGGUACCAUCUGAACUUUCCCAGCAUGCUUCAGUCCCUGGAGAGCUCGCCACUGACUUGAGGCGGAAUAUUCUUGUGGAGCUUUUCACCCUAAGUAUAUUGUUAGAUUUGUUUCCUAAAAUAUUCCUCUUAAUCAUAAAGCUAUUAUCUCACAAGUAAAGCUGCCUGCUGAUUUUCAUGGUAAUAAGCUGUGGCUGAUUUUGACCCCAGAUGUUUGUUUUGGUUUUCUCGUACUGAGCCGGAUCCUCAGCAGUCAUUCAAAGUAUGUCAGGCAAUGUGAAGUGAGCAGAAGUGUGUGAUGUCAAAGCAGAAUUCCCUUAGCAGCCAGUCACUGGGCCUCUCAAGCAGAUUCUUUAUCUCUCGAGUGGAAAUAACGUCAUCAGCUCAAAAUUCCUGGGACUCGAGAGCUGACAGGGAAUUCCUUCCAGAUCUGUCCUAACACAUCUCUGGGCUGUGGAGAAGACAGGGAGCCAGCUCCUUCAGGCUCAAGCUCAUCGGCAAAACUCACAUUCAAAGUGCCAAGUUUGACCGGGCAUGUAUUAUCCCAGCACUGCGGGGAGGGGUAGAAACAGGCAGCCCGGGGCACAGUGGCCGGCCAGCCUAGUGUAUACUUAGCAAGCUCUAGGCCAUGAAGGACCCUGUCUCAAAAAUAAAUAAAUGUGCUCGUACCCGAGGACGGCUGAGGAUGUCCUCUGACCUCCACUGCAUGCACACGUGCACACACGCGCACAGCGGCAUAUACACCUGACGGGAAGCCUGCUGGUGGACAGCGUGAGCAAACAGCUGUGGGGCACAUACGGCUGCCAGUCAUCUCACUUCUCUCGCUGCUCUGGGACACACCACCCUGGACUCGAGGGCAUGGGACAGUUGCUCCUGUGUGUAGGUAUGACAGGAAUCCGCCCAGCUCUUGCUGCCAGAGGUAUCUGUACACCCACUUCCUGGAGCUUAGGGAUCAGACCCUAGCGUUCUUAGGACCCAGAUCUGAGCCCCUUGCGACUCAUGUGGUGUGAUCAUAAGCUGAGACUGGGGGCCAGAUUCCCACAGCACCUUGGGGCCCUCUGCACCCUGAGGCCUUUCCUUAGUAGACACUGAAGUGUGCCCCACGCUGUUAAGGAAUGCGCUGCCCUGUGGUUGACCCAGGCUCGGGAUCAGCCUCUCCUUCCAGGCCUGUGGGUCUGAGCCCUUCAAGGAGAUGAUACGGGAGCUGAUGCUGCCACACCUGACUUGCUCACCAGGAUGUCCUGGGGAUUACGGCCUAAUGCUUGGGUUGUGUUGUUUCUCAGAGCAGGAGUGCCCUGAUUCAGGCCCGUGGCAUCAUGGCCUUUUCUUGGCCUUUUUAGUUUAAAAAACUUGUUUGUUUCUGUGGGGUGGGGUGGGAGAUGAGGCUGUCCCCUUGUUCCUGUGCUGGCCUCACCUCCAGGAAGUCUCCCCAGAGAUACAUUCAUGCUGUUGAGUGGUUUGCACCCUGUCACUCGCUGAGCCAUCUUGUUUUGAGGAGAUGGGACUGGUAGCUAUGGUUUAGCAUAGCAGCGGCUGUGUGGUAAGGCCUGGGACAUAACCCUUUGCUUUGGCAUAAAGGGCCCACUUGAUUCUCACUGUGCCAGGGUGUCUUCAGAGAGACAAGCAACUCUGCUUCCCUCUGUCUGCAGGAAAAACCUUGUGUAGUAAUUUGAACAGUGUCAGUACCAGGGGAGCUGACUGCCAGGCUUUGCCACUUUUCUGGAGAUGCCUCACUGUGUAGCCCAGGCCAGCCUAGAACUUUCUGUGCGGUUCAGUCUGGUCUAGCACACUCGAUCCCUCUCUCUCAGCUCUUCCAUCUUCAAGUUGUGCCUUUGCCGUCAGGUCCCCUAGCCGCCCUUGGAGGGACUGCUUGGUUUGUGUCUCUGUCCCCAGAGCCUGUCUCUGCGUGACACAGAUCUCACUGAGCUCCAGCCCAUCCACAUAAGUGUGGGCGCCUCCUCUGCAGCCAAGUGGUGUGGUUCCUUCCAUCAGCCAUUCUCAGAAUGCCCUCAUUUACUGACUAAAGCCACUGAUGUCAUCAGGAAGUCCUCCCCCCCCCUCCACUUCCCUCCCCAGGGCUUACUCACUGUCUGGCAGAUGGAGAUAGACCUUGUUCUCAGGAGUCCGUGCUCCCAAGGCCUGGUAGUCACAAACAGAGCUCAGGGCUUUGCCCAUCAGGGAAGUUUACCUCCAAAAUGCCUGUUCUGCAUUUCCACAUCAGGGAAGCCUAGGGGGUGACAGUUCCCGGUUCUAAAACGAGUGUUGUGUGUGUGUGUGUGUCUGCAUCAUCUCAUACGUUGAGAUUUCAGAGCACAAGGGACAAGCUGGGGUGGGCAGCUAGGGCUACACAGCAAGACCCUAUCAAAACAACAACAACAACAAAAAACUCACAUGCCUGAAUGUACAGGGCACGUUCAGCAUUUCAAAAUUAAUUCCUGUCCUUCAGCUUACCAUCCAUUGCACCAAUGUGCUUUGAAGGCUCCUUAAUUCCAAUAUCAAGACCAAGAAAACCUUUUCUUUCCUAUGAUCUGAGGAAUUGUAGCUCUCAGGUCAGCUUUUCUUCCCUCUGCCUUUUACGUUUCUCCUGUGUUUGCUGGCUGUUUAGAGCCAUCUCAGGUCCUGGGGCCAAGCUUUGUGUGGUGGGCCAGAGCCAUGUUUGUACUUUGGGUUAGGUGGCCCUGCACUGAUCACACAGAAGUCCCCUGAAUGGGUGAAUGGUGCGUGUGUGCACUGGGUCUCUGUGAGUACAGACGGACCAGAUAACUUCCCGAGAGAUGGCAAAGUGGGGGAAGGUAUGGAGUACCUCAGGGGGCUGUGGCCAUGUGGAAUGGGGACCCAAGCUCAGAAAGUUUAUCUGGGCUACCAACCAGCAGCUGAUUGAGAGAAUUCAGGACGUACAUGAGCUUGAUUCCAAACACGGGGAGCCCAGCCCUGCUCAAAUCUUGUUCAUAGUAAAAAGAUCAGGUGACUCAGUCCAAAUACUGCCCUGGCUAAGGCCGAGCUGGCCCUUGAGCCCCACCCUUUUCUGGUGACUCACAUUCUUAAUUCCCCACCUCAGGCUCCUGGCCAGUCCCCCACGCCCCACUCAGUGUCCCCACUGAGAGGCCAAGUGGCAUUCAGAGGGACAUAGUCCAGGCAGGACUCCUGGCCCAUUCCUUCCCACCACACAACAGGGCCCUGCAGUCGCCCAUCUAUCUGUCUUCCCUUUCUUUAUCCGUCUUGACUUCCAUCCAUAGGUUCUGCAGGUCCCUCAUCCUCGUGUGUGCUAGAGUCUGUCUCUGCCAGGGCAUGCAACCCUUGCUGCACCUCUGGGACACCCAGGAGUUUUCUCUGCUUCAUUCAUCCCUCUGUCCUCUGUGAAGUAGCAUCACACCCCCAGCGCUAUCUGAGAAAGCUCCAGCGGGGGUUGGGGGGUGUUCUUUUCAUAGUUAAAAUGAGACCCAGGGCUAAGGAUGAUGCAGCUUAGUUGGUAGAGCAUUUGCCUGCCAUGCGUAAAGCCCGGGUUUGACCCCCAGCACAGCAUAUAGCCAGGUCUUGGUGGUACACGCCUGCAAUCCUAGCACCUGGGAGAUGGAAGCAAUGGGAAAUUCAUUCCCCUCUAUGGAGGAAGUUCAAGGACAGCCUGGGCUAUGUGAGACUCUAAGUCAAAACAAAAAGGAAAAUAAUAACAAAAUAAAAUAAUAAUCCAAAGUGUCCCCUUGCCCCUGAUCUCACUUCCAAAUUCCUUCGCUCUCACUGCAGAGCACCUGUCUAAGCCUUCUAGGCAGCCCAGGCCACAGGCGGCCUGUUUCCACCCUUCCUUCCCAGCCUCUCCGACCCCGUGUUCCCUCCACCCUGCAUUGCUUCUCUGCUGUUGUGGCAUGGUACUUGGUGACUGCCUGCCUCCUGUGACAAAGCAAGCUCCUAGUUGUAGGUGCUGCUCACACAUCCGCUUGCAUCCCCAGCUCCAAACCAAGCCGCCCUUUAAUAGGGCGUUUGCAUGCCUCUGAGUGUCGAGGGGUUUGGUUUGUCUUUGUUCCGGUUCUUUCAUAAACUGGUCUCGUUUCAGCUAACUAUGAAGUUAGCGCUCAAGGCCUGGGACAGAGAUGGACUGACAGUUUGCUUUCUCCC